UGUCAAGCAUAAAAGUAGUGCACUGCUUUACCCCUGCUCUCACCCAAAUUGUUCCCUACAUUACACUCUUCCCCUUUUAAAGCAUGGCUUAUUAUGGCACGGCAAAACAAUGGAUCUCGCUGUCCCAGCUAAGUACAGGUUGAAGAGGAUGAAAAGAGAAGACACAUUUCUGUCGGGGAUAGUAAAAAUGGAAUGACAUAACAGCAACAGAGAACUCUACUACUUGAUUAACUUCAGUUGGAUUAGUAAAACAUGCCCUCUGUAGACUUUUAAAUUAACAUGUUUUUGUAAUGAAUACAACUGGAACACUUUUUUGUGGAGUUUCUACAUUCCACAUUUGCCUGGCUCGGCUAUGGGAGCAGAGGGUUCAUCGUUGGGUUUUUGGAACGUUCUCGAGGACUUGAAAAGCAGAUGUGAUUCUUGGCUGGUUUGGGACUGUGUGUCAAAAUUCCAGUUAGAUUGUGGCCAGGUUUGCUGCAACAUUGCUGACAUUUUGGAUUCCUAUGGGGUAACUAAGUGGACAAUAUGGACUUUGAAACCGAGCAACUACUAGGUGGAGAUUUCAUCUCAAUUAGUCAUAAUCAGCUCAGCUCUGCAUUAUCAGUGAUACUGCUUUAAUGCACUGCAAUCUCUAUGUAAAGAGUUGCUCAGUUCUCAGUUUCUUUGACACAACUAGUCUUGUUAACACUUGCCCUCAUGGCAUCUGGGCCUUGCCCCCUGACCGGAGCAGAGAGAGCUAUGUGUAGACUGGUCCACUGUGGACCCCGACCUCAAGCUAUGCUAAGGCCGUUACACUUGGAGCUACAGGUGUAUGUGGCCAAAACAAGAACCAAGCAAAAACACAGGAUGGAGGCCUCUUGCUUGGAGUUGGCCUUGGAAGGAGAACGUCUGUGCAAAGCUGGGGACUUUAAAGGGGGAACAGCGUUUUUUGAGGCAGCCGUACAGGUCGGCACAGAAGACCUGAAGACCCUCAGUGCCAUCUACAGCCAGCUGGGCAAUGCCUACUUCUACCUCAAAGAGUAUGGCAAAGCCCUGGAAUACCACAAACAUGACCUGACUUUGGCCAGAACAAUAGGAGACAGAAUUGGAGAAGGAAAAGCCAGUGGCAACCUUGGUAACACAUUAAAAGUGUUGGGGCGCUUUGAUGAGGCUGUUGUGUGCUGUCAAAGACACCUGGAUAUUUCUCAAGAGCAGGGAGACAAGGUUGGAGAGGCUAGAGCCCUGUAUAAUAUAGGGAACGUGUUUCAUGCCAAGGGCAAACAGCAGUUAUGGGGCUGCAGCCAGGAACCAGGGGACCUGCCUCCUGAUGUCAGAGACACUCUGCAAAGGGCUACUGACUUUUAUGAGAUGAACUUGUGUUUGGUGAAGGAACUUGGAGACCGAGCUGCUCAGGGGAGGGCCUACGGGAACCUGGGCAACACCCACUAUCUGCUGGGAAACUUUGUCGAAGCUAUCAAGUUUCACCGCCAGCGAUUAUCCAUAGCCAAAGAAUUUGGGGACAAAGCGGCAGAACGGCGAGCCUACAGUAACCUAGGCAAUGCCCUGAUAUUCUUGGGCCAGUUCAACACAGCCACUGAAUACUACAGGAAAACUUUGCAGCUUUCCAGGCAGCUGAGGGACCAGGUGAUGGAGGCUCAGGCCUGUUAUAGCCUUGGAAACACUUACACUCUUUUGCAGCAGUAUGAGAGGGCCAUAGACUACCACCUGAAACAUCUGUACAUAGCCCAAGAGCUUACUGAUAGAGUUGGAGAGGGCCGUGCCUGCUGGAGUCUGGGAAAUGCAUACGUGUCUUUAGGGAACCACAAACAAGCUUUCCACUAUGCCCGAAAGCACCUGGACAUCUCUAAAGAAAUUGGAGACAGAAAUGGGGAACUGACAGCCAGAAUGAAUGUGGAGCAGCUGAUGGAUGCUCUGGGGGUCAAUGAGAGCGACCUUUCACCCUCCAGUUCAGAGUUUGAGAUGCAAGGAGCAAGACCCAAAUUCACCAAGAGAAACAGCAUGGACAGCGUCGAAUUGUGGAAGUACUCUUCAGAUAAGAAUGGUGAGAACCAAGACUUGGAAAGCAUACCCAGGAGAUCCAAAAGUCAGCUGUCGCAGCCCGGCAAAAGAAAAGGCUAUCCUGACAGCCAAUCAUCAGAUGAAAGGCCGUGGUUGGACUCUCCUGUAGACACUGAUGACAUCACUGUGCAAGUCCCACCUCCAGUGCCAAAGCUGGGCCGUGACCCCUCCGAUGAAGACUGCUUUUUCGACCUCCUUAGCAAGUUUCAAAGCAGCCGCAUGGAUGACCAGCGCUGCCAUCUUGAUGAUCCACAGAAUGGAGACAACGGAGAAGGUGCUGCAAACUCCGUGCCAUCCCUGAACGAGUUGAUAGAUCCUGCCAUUACCACUUCUCCCCAGACUGAGGAGCUGUUUGAUUUGAUUGCUAGCUCCCAGAGCCGCCGUCUCGAUGACCAGCGGGUUAAUGUUGGUAACCUUCCAGGCCUGAGGAUUACCCAAAACAAUCUGGGACACCUAGUGGGUGAGGGAGAACAUCAAGAACCUAGUGAUGACUUCUUCAACAUGCUUAUCAAGUGCCAGUCCUCUAGGAUUGAUGAUCAGCGGUGCUCCCCACCAGAAGCAGGCCCCCACGCACCCACAGUGCCUGAUGAAGACUUCUUCAGUCUGAUACAGCGGGUACAGGCCAAGCGUAUGGACGAGCAGCGUGUCCAUCUGCCCUCAGACGACCAGGACGACCCUCCGUCCCCUGAUCCAGAGCCACCUGGUGGUUUUUCCAGCUAGGACUUGGUGAAUAAUGCUGCAUAACCUAAUGUCAAAGAAAAUAAAAGCAACAGAAAUGAAAUAGGGAUGAGCCAACAUUUAAAGACGGCACUGAAGAGUGAACUAACAAGUUUUUAAUAACAAGACAAAUCUUAUGUGCAAUAGGUGGUGCCCUGUCAAAUGUUGCUCAAUGUACUUUGUUCUAAUGUGUGAUAAUAUAAUGGGAAAGCAAGCUGAAUUUUAGCUCGGUGGUGUGGAGAAGAAGAAAAUAUGUUUAGGGUAACAUGAAACAAAUAUGAAAUCAGUCCUCAAUAAUGCCUUAAUCAACAUUUUUUUCCAGACUCAAGAUUGUAUUCCCUGGUGUCAGAUGUGUUCGGUAGAAGCACAUGAUGGGCAUACAGUUCAAUAUGGACAAUUAAUGUGGAGAUGUACAGCAUGAGUUGUUGGAUUCGCAUAAACUGUAAAAAUAAUGGACGUAGUAGCAGUGACAUCACCCAUUGGUUGUGGAGUACCGUUUUGAAACCCCGAGUUUGGCAAUUUGACUGUUGCCAUCUUGUUUUUUUUUUAAACCAGACAUAGGAGGGUGAUGCGACCAAGCCUGUGUUGUCUAUUCUUGCAAUGGUGCUGCGCUAAACUAAACAUUAAAGAGGCAAAGUUGACGGUUUUCAACCUUCUGAAGCGACUUAUAUGGCAGAGGUUUACCAGCAGGUGUGCAGGCCUCUGGGUACUUUGUACUUUGUUGACGUGAAAACACAAAUUGAGAUAUUCAAAGCUUAAAACGAAAAUGUGGACUUCACCCAAAACUAGUCCACAUAUAUUUUAAUGUACACCUCUGUCCUGAUUGACAGAUCCGUGUUUAGCCACGCCCUAAAGCAUGCCCUGCUUUAUUAUCUAUUUUAAAAUAAAUGGGACCAUAAUUUACAAAAUGAAUGUCAUGCUGUAUUGAACAAGAGGUGAAAGUAGCUACUGAGGCCAUAAAUUAAUUAUGGAAAUGUUUACUGACAUAAUAAAUCAAGUGAGAAGUAGGGUCAUUUUCUCAAAGACUUUCAUGCAAUGGGACUUAUUCUUGCAACGGUGGAGUCGCCCCCUGAUGGAAAUUAGAUAGAAUGCAGGUUUAAGGCACCCACUUCUCAGACCCUCAGGCUCCUUCUAUUGUUUUUGACGGUAUAUGGGGAAUCAAAAAGACUUAAUGAUAGGAACAAAGUUCACGAAAACGACAUAGACAUGACAGAUUUGCACUGAAAUCUUUACCAGUUUUAUAAAGACAUGAAUGAUAUAUACAUACUGUACGUAUGUAUAUACACACACCAAUUGUCUUUAUCAAACAAGUUUAUUUUCAACAAAAUUUAACAGUUCAGUUAUACUCUGAUCAAUGCUGCUUUUUUCAUUUGAUGUGUUGUGGUUGACACUGCUCAUGGAGAACUGGUGUUAUUUGUGCAGUAACAGUAUUAAAAACCAUCAUCCAGUGUUAAACACACUGCUUCGGUCAGUGUAAACUUUCCACUGAUUGAUCACCAUUCAUUUUUUUUCUGACUUAGACAAAGUAAUAUCAUUUAUUUAAACUGACAGACUAAAAUAAGACUUUCCACAUAAAUGUUAUUUAUUUGCAUUUCUGCAUUUAUAAAAAUGCAUCUCGUUACACAGUAUGCAGUAAUCAAGGUUACUGAGCAAACAAUAUGAAAUAGCUGCUUUUUCAUAGUUUAAAGAUUAGAGAUGUGUUAUAAUUCGAGCUCCAAUGGAAUGUUCUUAAUUUUAGCUUUAAAAGUAAGGCUUUCUGCUGCCCAUAAUGUUCUGAAAAUCUGAUAACAGACUACUGCUUUCUGCCAUCAUUAUUGUUAUUACUUAACAUAGAAAUAUAAGCAGACAGAUAAGAUGGAUGUGUCCUAUUUUGAAGAAUUUAAUACCAUCACCAAAGCACAAAUUUGAGGUUGUGCUUUCGGUUUGCUGACCCCCUAUGGUCAAAACAUGGUAUUACCCAUGGGAUAUUCAGACGACAAUUGAUUGGGGAUAAAAGGCACUCUCUACUCUUGAAUAUCUGUAGGACAACAUUAUAAUAAUAAUAUUUUGUGAUACAAUAUGAUUGUGAAAUCUUUCCUUUGGUCUUAGUAACUUAAACCAUAAAUGGGGAGCUUUUUGCAAAUCAUUUCAUGAAAGUUAUAUUGUGUCAUUUUAGUUCACUCUUCAUUUCUAUCCAUUUGUUGCCAUGAAAGGUCCAAAAUCAGUAAGAGAGACAAACUGCAGCAAAGUGUUUGAAAACCUUUUGCUGUACAGAGCAUCUGUAUAAUGGUACUGUACAAGACACAUUUGACCUUA
Molecule: messenger RNA, 5070 nt
Organism: Etheostoma spectabile (orangethroat darter)
Lineage: Eukaryota; Metazoa; Chordata; Actinopteri; Perciformes; Percidae
Gene: gpsm1b
Product: G protein signaling modulator 1b
Exons: 14
Coding region: 697-2778 (693 amino acids)
Biological process (GO): establishment of mitotic spindle orientation
Cellular component (GO): cell cortex
Molecular function (GO): G-protein alpha-subunit binding; GDP-dissociation inhibitor activity
Source: RefSeq, a predicted model, not a curated record